Diorhabda carinulata is the source of this 7087-nucleotide messenger RNA. RefSeq lists its product as uncharacterized. Bases 265 to 2031 code for a protein of 588 amino acids. Lineage: Eukaryota; Metazoa; Arthropoda; Insecta; Coleoptera; Chrysomelidae. The record is from RefSeq and is a predicted model, not a curated record. Gene Ontology annotation, biological process: nucleoside metabolic process. Gene Ontology annotation, molecular function: catalytic activity. The transcript has 10 exons.
AAUUUUAAACCAGCUGUCAGGCACAACACAGCCCAAAAUACUUGAUAGUGUGGAAUGUGAAGGGUAGUGGUGCGCGUUGUUUUUAUUACACAGCUGCCUUGCGCCGUUUGUUUUCGUUUUCGGAACAAUAUUUUUUAUUUACUAGAAAUCUUAAUAUUCUUUUAUUGCAAGUACGAUUGAUUGGUGAAUAUAGUUAGUGUUAUUGCAGACCAAAGAAAGUUUUGCUAAACAAUUAUUACAAUAAUAACAACAAAACAGAUAAAUAUGACAGAAACAAUGGAUCAAGAACAGGUUGUGAUGACCCCUAAAUGCAAAACGCACAACUCCACAACUCUAAUAAUAGAGAGACGUAAAAUAAACAAAACAAAUGACAAAAUGCAUGUAGCUGGAGGAGAGCACACAGGCAUAGUUAUAAAUAAAGAAGCAACAUCAGAAAACGGUGUAUCAUCGCCAGCUCAACUUUCCCUAGAAUUCCGAGUAUUUCUAGUAAGCAAAGAAACUGGAAAACACACACCAGAAUCUCGAACGAUUAGAUUUUGGUUUAGAGAAAAUAGUAACCUGCAAGAUGAGCCUGAUGGUGGGCAAGCAGGUGUAGCUCAAGACUUUUUUAGAGAAUUAGUUAGUCCUAAAGAAUUUCCUCGAGAUUAUGUUGGUUUCAUUAAAAAAAUUAUGAAAUUAAUGCAGCACAAUUUCAAAAGUAUAGUCAAAUUAGAAGUUGAAUUAAGGCAGUUAGAAGAAGCAACUGAAGUUCCGCCUCGACCACCUCCUGGAUAUUGUCGAAUUGAUCUAGAUCACGCAUCAAUUGUUUCAGCAGAGGAAAACUCUUUAGGCCAUAUUGUUGUAUUAACAGUAGAAAAAGUUUUGGAAAUCAUCGAAUCUGCUUAUCCAAAUCCAAUUACAAUUAAAGAUAUAGCGAGGGAUAAUGGUUGGGACGAAGAAGAAGUGGCUCAAUGCAUUGCUGCAUUACAAUCUCGACAAGUAGUAAAAGCUAUGGAACAUGGUGCUUUCACUCGUCAACAAUCUCACGACACCCACCAAGUAACUAUAGUAAAGCAAAUGCCUACUGUUGCUAGUUCAAAACAACCUACAAUUGCCAUUAUAACAGCUCAGUACUGCGAAAAAUUGGCUGUAGAUGCCAUGAUUGAAAAUAAAGAGACUUACGUCAGAUACACUACAGUUGGUGAAUCGAAUGUGUACACUCUAGGAAAUAUAGGUGCUCAUAGAAUCGUGUGUACUAAGUUGCCUUCUGUUGGUCAUACUCGAGAAGCUAUGACAGCUGCUGGAAACACCACUACAAGACUUUUGGGAACUUUUCAAAAAGUUGACUAUGUAUUUCUAGUAGGUGUGGGUGGAGGUGUACCUCAUUAUACGGAUUAUAACAAACAUGUCAAACUAGGAGAUGUUGUUAUUUCUUAUCCAGUGAAGAACAAAAAUAUCUAUUUCUAUUGCGAAUCCGCGAAAUCUACAGACAAAGGCAACGAAUUCGAAAUUAAACCCUACCGUCCAUCAAACGGAAAAUUACAAGAAAUUGCUAUUCACUUGAAAACGUCUACUGACAAUGACAGUGGCUCAACUCCGCCAUGGUUGAAUUAUCUACGGGAUGGGUUGAAUAUUUUGAGCAAUCAAACAGAACCAGACUUUAACAUGCCCGAUUCUGAGACUGAUAAGUUAUAUAUGAGCAUAGGAGAAAAAGAUUUGAUUGAAGUUGCACAUCCUGCUCCCCAGGAUAGCUCCAGAAAACGGCUCGAAGGUUGCCCCCGUGUUCAUCUAUCCACCAUCGCUUCAGGACGUCAAGUAGUCAAAGACGACAGAUUACGCCAACAAUUCGCAAACCAAGUUGGUGCUUUGGCCUUUGAUUGUGAAUUCGAUACCGUUAUCGAAUCUAUCCUAGGUAAUUGUAAGGACAGCUUUUGCGUCAUCAGAGGAAUAUCAGACUACAAAGAUGGGACUAGGAGAAAGGAAUGGCAACCUUAUGCAUCUCUCGCUGCCGCUAGUGUUAUGAAAGCGAUUAUUUGCGGAUUAGAAAAUUAAAUUCUUUUCAUUCAAAUAACUUAUGAUAGUAACACUGAUUUUUAUUUCAUUAUGGACAAUAAUUAAGGAAUUCUGCGAUAUAUUACAGUAAACGAGGGAUCAUGUUAUAAAAAUAUCCAAUUUUGACCAACAAUCGGGAAAAUUUAUGUAAGGGCACAACUGGGCUUAACUUAUUUCAACUAUCUCUAAAAAAUAUCCAAAUAUUGGUGACUCAAUAGAUAAAAUUAAAUUGUGUUUAAUAAAAGUAACUUCACAAUAGUCUUUAAUUCAGUUCUGCUACUCCAGCUAGAAAGAGCUGAAGAACCAAUAUAGUUAUUAUAACCUAUUAAUUUUUUUAUCAUUAAAUUGUCUUGUAAGUUUCAGAAAUAAGUAUUUGUGUACUUCUACAUCAUGUCGCGCGUCAUAGUAGUUUUUCUCUGUAUUACUUCAAAUUUUUCAUUGUAUCAUUAUGUAUUUAUAAUGACCAUAUUAACUCAUACUAUUUGACACACCUAGUUACUGUAAAAUUUCGUAUAAUUCUGGUAUCACACUCCUCCAAAAGAUUAAAUACAGGCUUAAAUGAAAAUUUUCGAAGGAGCAAACGAAAAAGUCGAAAUUCAUAAUAAAUUGAACCAUCUAGAAUUGAAAAAAAAAAUCUGAAAAACGAUUAUAUCCACCUUUGGCAUAAAUAGCAUCCUGGUAUAUUCAACCCCUACCUAAAAAAAAUAUUUCCAUUUGAUUCAAUUUUUCCCAGAUUUAAAUAAACAUUACCUACUCUUGAUUAUUCAAUUGGGUUUGUUCAGCGCUUUCCAUAAGUUUUCUGUGGUAUUGAAGUCUGGAAUACAGGAUGCCGAUUUCCAAGUAUUUUAACAAAUAAUUUUUGAAAACCAGUCCAGCAUAUGAACGGAUGGCAUUAUCUUGCAUUUUCGCCCAUAUAUAAAUCAAAAGGGCCUACAUGCUAUUAAUGAAGUGUCAGCGGUAAUAAUUCCCCAGUAUUAGGUCGUGUAUGUUGUCAGUAAAUAUCUCCUCAAAUCAUGAUAUUAGUCCUUCUUCAAAUAAUGUGGAAAGUUGCAUUACGUUCAUUGGAUCUUUAAAAUGUUGUAAAGACAAUAUCUGGACUCAUCUGUAAAUAAUACACAUUCCUAGCCAGACUAAAUACUUCUUGUUUUCCUGCAAAAGGUCACCUUCUUCUUUGUUAAUCAAAUAGUGAUAUAGGACACCAGAGAGCAAUUCUAGAUUUCAAAUUAGAUUCUUCUAAGUCUAAAAUCGAUAAGUUCCGGCACUGGUAAACCUUGUACCUCAUGCUGUUGAAUUUGUAGGGUAUGGCAUGUGUCAAAAACUAAGAACUGUGCCUGGAUUGGUGUUGUGAUUCUAUUUCACUCCUGUUCCUUUGGUCAUAAUCUGUUUCUUCCUAUGUAGGACCUGCUGUUGUUAUAUAAGUUCCAAGGACCAUUCCCGUAAUAGUGCCAUUUAGACACAUUCACUGCGAUUCAAAUUUAAAAUUAGUCUACAUUAAUUUUUUGGAGAAGUAUAUUUUUAACAAUACAUUAAUUCAACCAAAUAUUAAAAACCUAAAUAACUUUUUAACUGUUGCAUUUAUUUUGUACUUUAGAAAAUGUAAGCGAUUUCAUUGAAAUUAUUUUAGUAGAGAAACGAGGUAAAUUUAGAUAUUUGUGAUCAAACUAAAUCUAUUGCAACUAAUAAAGAUACUAGGUAACUAAAUAAUCAUCUAGAUUAAGAAGUAUCAACGAGGAAAAAUAUUAAUAAAAAAAACUUAGUGGGCACAAUUUAUUUUAAGAAUUUAUAAUAGAGUACUGAUUACAGGGUGUUCUAAAAAUUUCUAAUUUUUUUAUUUUUCAAUUUUUUUGUCUAUAAUUUUUGUUAAUAGCUGUUAUACAGAAUACUAUAUCGAUUCACCUAUUUCUAUUUCAUACAAAGUAUCCUCAGAAUAUUCCGGUAUUCAAAUGGCCUACAAAUAUUUCUUUGACAGGUGUCCAUAUUAAUAAAUAAUAGUUCAUUCAUCUAAAUUUUCUCUCAAGUAUACUGCCGCGCCCUGUAAGUUAAAAUAUUAAACAAUAUCUUUAGAUUUUAGAAUAAUCACUCUAUAAUAUUGAAUAAAAAUGAUUAAUACAAAUUAACAGUAGGAUGUUUACAAUAUUCUAAAUUUUACGAAAGUUACCAAAAAUAGUGAUAUAUGACUUUUAUUCUACAGUAAAACAAGAUGUUUGAUUUUAUAUCAAAUUGUCUAUUAUUCCAUUUUGAAUGAAAUCAGUUAUAAAUUUGCUUAUUUUUUAAAUAAAGAAAAAUCAUUUAUACACAUUAUCGAAUUUAGUUACUGAAUCGGUCAUUUCAAAAACCUCAUAUGUCACUCAUUUAGAAUUUUUCAAAAAUCAAUAAAAUAAAUACAAACAAAUGAGUUUUCAAGAACUUUUUUAUGUUUAAUUUAGUAUUUGAGUGGUAAAAAAUUCAAAUAACGAAUAAACUUCACAGUUUAUUGAUAGAAAUAAUGAAAAAAAUAUAAAAAUCAGUUAUUGAUUUAUGUUGUUUUAGCGGGGUUAGGGGUAUAUAAUGUAACCAAAACAAUCGUAGUAAUCAUAUUUUUUAAUGCUUAUAAUAGAGUUACACUUAAAAAUAAUCUUAUUAACAUUUUACAUGUAUUAAUUUGUCAUGUUUUAAUGCAUUGAUGGUACAUAGUCAUAUUCUCCAUCAUUUUCUUCUGGACUAUCUUCAACAUUUGCAGUUGGCCAGCUAAAAAUGUUAUAAAACGGCAUAUGCUCUCCCGAAAUACUGACUUGAACUUGUUUUAAAUCGUAUAUUUUCUUUUUAUUGAUGGGCACUUUCAAAGCAUAGGCUUUGGUUGAAGGAAGUGAAACCGAAGUUAUAAUUUUUUUUAUUAAUGAGAAUGAACGUUUAAUCAAUCUAUCAAUAUAUUCCUCGGCUACGAUAGUUCCUUUCGAUCUGAAUCAUACUGAAAACUCAUGUAUGUCAAAGUUGCGAAUGACUUUAUCUGGUCCUUUAGGACAUUUUUUCCAUAGGAUUUAGUUGACAAACAUGUUUUUUGUACAAAUUUAGCCACCAUUUCUCAAAUUCUAAAACAUCUUCAGUUUUUAGCUCUAUGACUGUAAAUGUUGAGCUGGGGUUCGAAACCAAAUCAAUGUAUUUGUCUUCGCAAGUUAUACAUUUGUCGACUUGUGGUCGACCAAAUCUUAGGGAAAAGUUUUCAUUAAAGUAUUGUAAGUAAAAUUUGUAUUUUACACUGAGAUGUGCAUAUUUUUCGUUAAAAAUUGAAUGCAUUUUUUUGACAUCCAAUCGUGCAUCGAGAUAUUCUUCUCCUAUAUAAUGUGUCUUUUUCCUAGGAAAGCAGAGGAAUUGUUCGUGUAUUUUUUGGUAUAUUUCAGAAGGCACUGUAUUUGCUUUCGGGUGACAACCUCUGUUAUCUGUAGGACUCUUCCCUUCAUUAAGCAAAUCACAAAGACAAGUGAACUUCAAAUAUGACAUUAAUGGCGAUGGUUUACGAAAUAUUGUUAAACCAAUCAAAACAAAGCAAAUUUAAAAACGUCCUUCUCAGUCAUAAACUCUCCUGCCAUCUAGUAGUGCAUGCCAUGUCACUGACUAAUGUUGUUUAUACAAUGAACAUCUCUCACACGGUAUUAUGGAAACAGGAAGGAAUGUAUUGACUUCGUGGUUUUCACCUAGAAUACGCAUUUUCAUUUAAGAAACUAUUUUGAGUAAAAAAGGCAUUUUGGAAAAAAGUGUGACUUAAGAGGUUUUUGAAAUGACCGAUUCAUUUAAAUUUUAUAUUCACUCAUUUUGAUCUCCCCCAAGCAUCUGGUAUUAGCAAUCAUGAAUUUUUGUUGAAAAUAUUAUGAAAAAUAAAAUAAUCCAUUUAAACAAUUUUAGUAGUUAUUGAACUGUUUUUACCCAGAAUGUUUUUUAAUUAUUUAAACACAUUUUAUCAUAAAAUCAAACAUCAACACGAUUUAGCUAAAAUCUAUUUUACUUGAAAGUUUUAAGCAUAUUUUAUGUAUUUAUUUAUUUUUAUACAAAAAUUAUCUUAUACUUAAAGAAAACUUGAUCUACUUACAUCAAUAAUUGAUAAUCAAAAAUUAAUUCUCAAUUCUAUAAGAGGAAACAGACAAUUCUCAAAAGUAUAUAUGUCACAUAAUAUAGUUAUAUCCCUAGGGAUAUAGGUGUACACAGUAACAUGUCUAUAGAAAAACGAAUUAUUACUAUCUUGGAGCAUAAUUAUAAUACGGUCAAUUUUACUCUUAAAUAAUUAUAUUACUUGAUAAAAUAAUAUAUUUGUAAGCGUACAGUGCAGAAUCCUCGAUGUUGUGACGUUUCCGGGGCAUAUUAAUGGCACUUGUUUCUAUUCAAAUUGAUUUUAUCUAUAGAUAAUGUUUGAGAAAAUAGUUUAACGACUUUUUGGACAGGAACUACAUCUAUUAUAUACUAUAUCUAGGUUCAUAUAUAGAUUUAGUAAUAUAUUGUUUCGAUAGUAAAUUUUUAACCAUUUAAACAGAGUCAUAUAAAAAUAUGGCUAUACUGCGAUCGUAUUAUCUUUAUUUUCUUAGUAAUAUGAUUAAAUUGCUUUUAAAUUACUAUGUGACAGUAUAUAAUUAUAUCCCUAGGGAUAUAUUUAUAUUACGACUUUAUCUACCAUACUGUUGCACAACAAAAGUUAAGAAAGUUUGUUAAUUUUGAUUUUGUAUUUAAACAAAUUACUGAGUGUUUAUAUAUUACAUAAUCUAUAUUUUUCAUUUUAUGUGUACUUUUUGUACCCUUUUGCACAAUAUCCUUGCAGUUUGAAAGAAUUUGAGGUCUUGUAUCAUAUCUUAUUAAAAAUUAAACUACAUACAUAACUUUCCUCUAACAUAAAUUACAGCCAAACAAUACCUAUGCAUAUUUUCAAUCAGGUCGUACCAUUGGUAGAUUUGUCUGCAAAAUCUUGGUUAGGUAAGUAAGUUCUUGAGGUGUCUGCGGGUUUGGUUGGUAGGAAUUCAAGUCUCUUUAUAACUAGUCCUAAGCAUGUUCCAGCAUUAUUGACUAAAAAGAGCAGCAUGAAACAAACAUAUAA